AAAUAAAAUAAGCAGGAAAAAAAAAACUCUGUGCCUACGUCACCGAAACGUCACCGGUAACAAACAAACAAACAGCAGGAAGCUGCCGGCGCCAUGGAGGGCUCAAAGUCUUCUAGCACCACGAUGCAGGUGAGCUUUGUGUGUCAGCGCUGCAGUCAGCCACUGAAACUGGACACGUCCUUUAACGUCCUGGACCGGGGGACCAUCCAGGAGCUUAUCGCUCCACUGGUCACCGUAACACCUAGUAAACAAACAGAAAGCAGUGAUGCUGACAGCCCCCCUGAGGAAACAUUUGUGGAGAGCAAGCAGGAUGGAGUUUCAAGGAAAUAUAUCCCACCUGCGAGGAUGAUGUCUACAGAAAGUGCAAACAGCUUCACUCUCAUUGGAGAGGCCUCAGAUGGGGGUACCAUGGAGAACCUGAGCCGCAGGCUAAAGGUUACAAGUGAUCUGUUUGACAUCAUGUCGGGUCACACCGAUGUGGACCACCCGCUGUGCGAAGAGUGUACGGACACACUGCUGGACCACCUGGAUACACAGCUCAACAUCACUGAAAAUGAGUGCCAGAACUACAAGAACUGUCUGGAGCUGCUGUCUCAGCUGCAGGAGGAGGACGAGGGCUCGCUGCUGAACGAGCUGCAGCAGCUCAAGCAGGAGGAAGAGGCACUGAUCCAGAAGCUGGAGGCCAUCGAGGAGCAGCGGGAGGCCGUGGCCAGGGACCUGUCCGAGGCCCGCACCCACACCCAGCAGCUGGACACAGAGGAGCUGCAGUAUCAGAAAGAGUACUGUGAGUUCAAGCGGCAGCAGCUGGAGCUGGAUGACGAAUUGAAGAGCGUAGAUAACCAGAUGCGUUAUUGUCAGGCCCAGCUGGACAGGCUAAAAAAGACCAAUGUCUUCAACGCAACCUUCCAUAUCUGGCACAGUGGGCAGUUCGGAACGAUAAAUAACUUCCGUCUUGGCCGUUUACCCAGCGUGCCUGUGGAAUGGAAUGAGAUUAACGCAGCCUGGGGCCAGACUGUGCUUCUCCUGCAUGCUCUUGCCAACAAGAUGGGCCUUCGUUUCCAGAGAUAUCGACUAGUUCCAUAUGGAAACCACUCCUACUUGGAAUCCCUUACAGACAAAUCCAAGGAGUUACCAUUGUAUUGCUCCGGUGGUCUGCGCUUCUUUUGGGAUAACAAAUUUGACCAUGCAAUGGUGGCCUUUUUGGAUUGUGUCCAGCAGUUUAAAGAGGAGGUUGAGAAGGGCGACACCGGCUUCUGCCUACCAUACAGAAUGGACGUGGAUAAGGGAAAGAUAGAGGACACGGGUGGCAGCGGAGGAUCCUACUCCAUAAAGACUCAGUUUAAUUCGGAGGAGCAGUGGACCAAAGCCCUGAAGUUCAUGCUUACCAACCUCAAAUGGGGCUUGGCCUGGGUCUCCUCCCAGUUCUACAACCGCUAAAGCAGGACCAGCCUCCCAGAGGCCCACCGCUUCUCCACAGUUUGUCAUAAACGUGUGCCUCUGUAUGCUUGGAAGAAGCUCGGAAGAUGUUCACGUUCUUGUGGAUUUCAAACAGUAACUGGAAAUGUCAGAAUUACAAAUCACAAGCAGAUGGAUGGCUCUCCAGCUUCAUAAUUACAUGGGGAGAAAUCAUUUAGAUGCCCAAGCAGUUAUUACACAUCAUAGCCAGCUCCCGUAUUAUAGUAUCCAGUAAUUUCGUUAUCAAGCCACAGGUAAACACUUUUACUGUUACUUCCGUCGUUUGUACCUAAUGGUCUUGUGUGCGGAGGUACUGUUCCUGGAAGGUGGAUACACUUAUCCACUCCCAUCGUUCUCCAUUGUCCAUUGAGAUGCUGCAUGGAUGUCUUAUCAACUGCGAAGAACAGGAAACAGUUGUGUUAAAGUGACUUACAAGACUGAAUGUUUGGUGGUUUCAUGAUGGUAAAUAAUGGUUAAUGCUGGACUAGCCUAAACCGUGAGUACACAACUUGAUUCGUAAAGAGCCUCUACAUGCCCAACUUUACUGAUUUCUCAAUGGUUUUUCUUGGUUAGUCAGUGAUGUUUUGGCCAAAUACAGUUGAAACAAUAUUCCAGCUGCAGUGACUUAUCUCAGACUUGCUUGUGUGGUUUCUGACAUACAGUUGUGUGUAAAGAUAGACAAAAACUGCAAAAACAGGUGUGCUUACUUGACACAAAUGGAGGCAAGUUAGGCAUAUUUAGCAUGGAGCAAAUUGGUGAUAUGCUUUUUAUUAGCUACAUUAGCUUGCAGCACUAGUGUAAAGCUAAAAAAGAAGCGAACAUCCUCACUUAGAAAUGGUUUAAAUGAUUUUGAGCUGAACUUUUGCUUUAGGCCAAAAACUAAGCCUGUCUAAUUGGACAAGAGAUGGACAUUUCUACUGGACAAACUUUAGACCCAAGUUAACUAAGUUUAUUAAGAAAUCUUGCUUUGCAAAAUAUCGUCAGGGAUACCCAGUCCAUUUCUUUUUCCCUCCUGCAAGGUUUAGUUUCAGCCCUGAUGACCAGGGGUGCCCAGUCGUUGUCCUGGAGAGUUCAGAUCCAACACACAAUGCUCAGAUGUCCCUGAAGGCCUUCAUUACCUGGACCAGAUGUGUUUGAUUAGGGCUGGAGCUAAACUGUGCAGAGUGGUAGAUCUCCAGGACCAUUGGGCAACCCUGACUUAAGUAUUCUGGUAGAUGCUAGAUCCAAACCCUGUCCUGCAUAGUUUAGUUCCAACCUGUGUCCAAUAAGCGGCUUUGCGCUUUCCCCAACACUAACACAUCUAAUCCAGCCAAUUUGGGACUUGGGAGGAGGUUGAUUAGCUGGUGCAGGUGUGGUGGAUUGUGGUUGGAAAUGAGCUGAGGCAGCUCUGUGGAACUGGGGCUGGAGACCACUGCAUUAGUAUCUGUAGGUGGUGUUGGAUUAGGCUUAGAACUGACCUCUGCAGAGCAGAUCUGAAGGAGCACAAUUUUGGCACCUUUGCUUUAUACCAGUGGUCACCAACCCUCCUCCUGGAGAUCUCCUUUUCUGGAGUAUUGAGUUCCAGCCUGCAUCUAACACGCUGCUUUGUGUGUGGAGGGUAGUUUUUAAUCUUCAGUGAUCAAGUAUACAAAUUGCCACUGUCUUAACAAAACCUGUCUACAAGAUAAAACUUUAUAGAAGACAACUAAAUUGUAAUAUACAAAAUGUAAAACUAAUUUCUAGAACAUUUCUGUUGGUCCAUUCAUUGUAAAAUGACGGCAGCAAAUGCUAUUGUCACCAGGGAUCCACCAAUAUAGCAACUGUGAGCUGGUGUCAUACACUAAUGCAUAAACAUAUUAAAUUGUAGAAAGUAAAUCCGUAAAAUGAAUAAAAUGCUGAUGUUUUUGCACAGCAGCCUAAUGUUGCCUAAACACUUUGCUCUGCCAGAGUACAGCAGUCACCAAGUAUCAAGAUUGAAAGUGACAAAAUCUAUACAUCAGUCCGAUAUGGACAGCAAAACACACAUAUACACCGAUAUAGAUCUGAUUUCAGUAUCAAUGUACAUUUCUAAUGAUCAGUUAUCUGUUAAAACUCUGUUUCUAACAAACAGUGAGUGUUCCCGGUCACGGAGUUUGCACAGUGAGUCAGCUAGUUGGGUAGAAGAUGUGUCAUUUUCCUUAUUUACAUGUUUUCCUCUCAAUUCUUGACUACAAUAUUGCAUAAAUGAAAACUUUCUGUGCUCACUUUGUUUCACCUUUUAAUACACAAGUAUUAAACUUUCUGAAUUUUGA
This is a messenger RNA of Pygocentrus nattereri (red-bellied piranha), 3725 nucleotides long. RefSeq names its product beclin 1, autophagy related (gene becn1). The record is from RefSeq and is a predicted model, not a curated record. Lineage: Eukaryota; Metazoa; Chordata; Actinopteri; Characiformes; Serrasalmidae. Gene Ontology annotation, cellular component: phosphatidylinositol 3-kinase complex, class III, type II; phagophore assembly site; phosphatidylinositol 3-kinase complex, class III, type I. Gene Ontology annotation, biological process: autophagosome assembly; autophagy; cellular response to nitrogen starvation. The coding region runs from base 94 to 1437 and encodes 447 amino acids. The transcript has 12 exons.